Cheilinus undulatus (humphead wrasse) is the source of this 4671-nucleotide messenger RNA. Its product is annotated as alpha-2-macroglobulin-like. Gene Ontology annotation, molecular function: endopeptidase inhibitor activity. The transcript has 36 exons. The record is from RefSeq and is a predicted model, not a curated record. Gene Ontology annotation, cellular component: extracellular region. Lineage: Eukaryota; Metazoa; Chordata; Actinopteri; Labriformes; Labridae. Bases 44 to 4249 code for a protein of 1401 amino acids.
UCCUAGAAUUCAGACGUGGACUCUGUUUGUCUGCUUGGGCUGGAUGUUUGCAGGCCAGGCGGCAGCAGAACCGCAGUACCUGGUUGCCAUUCCUCGAGUGUUAGAAACUGGGACUGAGGCUAAAUACUGCCUGAAUCUUCUUCAGCCGGAUGAGCCUCUGGUCAUCACCAUCACCCUGGCCUCAGAGGAAGAGGAAAUGAUCCUGCUCAAGAUUACUGCCCAGAUGGAAUUUCAUCAAUGUUAUACAUUUCAGGUUCCUGUGGUGAAGGAUUCUAAAGAGAUGAAUUUUAAGGUGAAGGCUGAAGGAUCUAAAUUCUUCUCAGAAGAAGUCAGGAAAGUCAUGAUCAAAGACUUUGGACAGAUGACUUUCAUCCAAACAGACAAACCCAUCUACCUGCCAGGACAAACAGUGCAUUUCAGAGUCUUCACCCUGGACAGCAUGUUCAGACCUGCUAAGGGGCUGUACAACACCAUUGAAGUUAUGGAUUCAAACCAGAACCGGGUUGGGCAGUGGCUGAACGCUACGUCUGAUGGAAAAAUCCUUCAGCUGUCUUACUCUUUGAACUCUGAGGCUCAAGAAGGAAAUUGGUUUGUUCAUGUUACCAUUGGGGAACGCUCACUCAGUCAGUCAUUCAAGGUGAAAGAAUAUGUUUUACCGAAAUUUGAUGUAAAAAUCAAAGCCUUGGAUGAGAUAAGCAUUGGACAGGAGGAAAUCAAAGUGGAAGUCUGUGCAAAAUACACAUAUGGACAAUCAGUGCCAGGUAGUGUUAAGUUUGAGGCAUGCAGACCUCUGAGGUCACGCGAUCCAACUGAUGUCACGACCGACCCAUGCUACAAGGAGACCAAGACGACAGAAAAGAGCGGCUGUACUAUGUUCAGUUUUGAGAUGUCAAUCUUCAGCGUUCUGUUUCCAGGGGCAUUGGUUGAUAGACUGAAUAUCUAUGCUGAAGUAGAAGAGGAGGGAACAGGUAUUAUACGACCACAAUGGAAAAGAAUUGGUCUUUCUGAUGUUAUCGGAAAGCUGUUCUUUAUUGACACACCUGAGUUUUAUGACAGGGGAUCAAUGGUGGAAGGGAAAAUUAAAGUUGUAAACUUCAACAAUGAGCCUGUUCCAGACAUGCUGGUCUGUUUGUUCACUGGUAGUGAUUUGCCUCUGCUUCAGAACCUUACAACUGACAGCCAUGGUGUUGUCAGUUUCACAUUGAAUACGAGCGACUUUGUUAGCUCCAUCCCUCUCGAAGCUAGUCCUGACCCAGAGUCACACCGUUACCAAGGAGGUCCACAUUAUAAAGGUGCAAGUCACAUGCUUCAGUUGGUCUUGCCAACUGAUAUUAAAUCACCCAGCUCGUUGGAGGUGAUGAUUAAGGAGGAGCAACUUUCCUGUGACAUAGAGGACAACAUUUUCAUCCUCUACUCUUUUGUGAGAGAUACCCGAGGUGCAGUGGAUGUGAUGUAUCUGGUCUUAUCCAGAGGAAACAUUGCCAUGCAAGGACAUCAAAAGGUGGAGGUACAUAAUGAGUCUGUGAUUCAGGGUGAAAUCUCCUUCACACUGAAGGUUACACCAGAUUUAACGCCACAGUUCCAGGUUGUGGCGUACGCCAUUCUUCCAAAUGAGAUUGUGAUUGCCCACAGUGCAAAGUUUGCCACUGACAAAUGCUUCAAUAACAAGGUAUCACUGGCGUUUUCUCCACUCUCAUCAAUUCCAGGAGAAGCAACCAAACUGCAGUUGUCAGCCAAUCCAGGCUCUCUGUGUGGUGUGAGUGCAGUUGAUCAGAGUGUCCUCAUUGAGGAGCCAGGCAAAACUCUGGAUACAGAAAAGAUGUUUGGAUAUUUGCCUUACAAAAAAGGUUACUUUCUUGAUGAACCUCAACGAUGUUUAAAAGUGAGACAUAGACGAUCUGCAUACAGACGCCGUGGAGGGAGCAGUGAAGACGGUGGUGAUGAAGUUUUCAAUGAGCUGGGCCUGAAGAUUGUCACAAAUAUGUUCACCAAGUUUCCUUCAUGUUUGAUCUUCAAGGGGAAAAUAUACACAAGUUUUCCUUGGUUUCAUAUGGAAUCAGAAUCUAAUGUUCUCUCUACACAAAAUUCAGACCAGCCUUUAAUGACCCCUCGCACUUUCUUUCCUGAGACUUGGAUAUGGAAACUGGUGGAAGUGGGAGAGUCAGGAUCAACAGAUCUGUCCCUCACUGUCCCUGACACCAUCACCACCUGGGAGACGGAGGCUUUCUGUUUGAGCCCUCAGGGUUUUGGCUUGGCUCCUAGAGAGACACUUACAGCCUUUCAGCCGUUCUUCCUUGAGCUCAGCCUGCCUCACUCCAUCAUCCGAGGGGAGCAGUUUGAUCUGAAGGGAACUGUCUUUAACUACCUGUCCAGGUGCAUCAUGGUCACUGUUAGCCCAGCAACCUCCUCAGAUUAUACCCUGACCCCACUCUCUGGUGAAGAGUAUACAUCUUGUCUGUGUGCCAAUGAACGUAAAACUUUCAGAUGGACCAUGAACCCUUCAGUCUUAGGGGUUGUAAAUGUGACGGUGUCUGCUGAGGCGAUUGAGUCCCACUUGUCAUGUGACAAUGAGAUUGUGAGCGUGCCAGAAAGAGGUCGUACCGAUGUAGUCACACGAACCUUCAUAGUGAAGGCUGAGGGAAUAGAAAUGACAAAAACCUUUAGCUGGCUGCUCUGUCCAAAAGGGGAGACUCUGACAAAGGAAGUAGAGCUGCAGCUACCUGAUGACGUGAUUGAUGGAUCUGCUCGAGCUUCACUCUCUGUGUUGGGUGACAUCCUGGGCCGGGCCCUGAAGAACCUGGAUGGUCUGUUAAAGAUGCCACACGGAAGUGGAGAGCAGAACAUGGCUCUACUGGCCCCAAACAUCUACAUCCUGGAAUACCUGAAGAACACUCACCAGCUGACUGCAGCCAUCAAGAAAAAGGCCACAAACUUCCUAAUCAGUGGCUACCAGAGACAGCUGAACUACAAACACGACAAUGGUGCUUACAGCGCAUUUGGAAAAGGAGAUGGGAACACCUGGCUGACUGCUUUUGUGCUGAAAUCUUUUGUUAAAGCACGCAAGUUCAUCUUCACUGACCAGUCCAGUAUUAAAGAAUCUAAGAUUUGGUUGAAGAGAAAACAACAAGAAAAUGGCUGUUUUCAACAGCUGGGGGAAUUCUUCAACAACAGAAUAAAGGGAGGCGUGUCUGAUGAAGUGACUCUCAGUGCUUAUGUCACUGCAGCCUUUCUAGAGAUGAACACGCCAGUAAAUCACGACAUGGUACAAAGAAGCUUGUCCUGCCUAAAGCAGUCCAUUGAUAACCUGAGUAACACGUACACCACAGCUCUGCUGGCAUACGUCUUCACUCUGGCUGGAGAAGUGGAGACCCGCGCUCUCCUCCUGAAGCACCUGGACACAGUUGCCAUACAGGAAGGCGAUUUACUUCACUGGUCUCAGAAUGAAACAGAAACAUCAGCCUCUCUCUCUGUGGAGAUCAGCUCUUAUGUGCUUCUGGCCAAACUCAGUGUUUCUCCUACUGAUGAAGACCUGGGAUACUCCGCCCGCAUCAUCAGAUGGCUGACAGGACAGCAGAAUGAGUAUGGAGGCUUCUCCUCUACACAGGACACUGUGGUGGCUCUGCAGGCUCUGUCUCUGUACUCCACCAGAGUGUUCAGUCCAGAAGGUUCCAGCACAGUGACAGUCCAGUCUCCUAGCGGUCAGUUGACGUUUGAUGUGAACCCGAACAACAAACUGCUCUACCAGGAAGAGGCGUUGAAGAGUAUAACCGGAAAGUACAGGCUGGAGGUGAAAGGAACUGCAUGUGUUUCAAUGCAGAUUUCUCUUCAUUACAACACCCCGAUUUCUCCACGAGCAUCCAGUCUCCGCGUGGAGACUGAACCAAAGGCUAACUGCACCAGCAAACCUCGCAGCAUCAUGAUCAGGCUGAAGUCCCAACAUUUGGGAGACCAGCUCACAACAAACAUGGUGAUAUUAGAAAUCAAACUGCUGUCUGGAUUUUUCCCGGACCCAAUGUCUAUUAGGAUGCUCAAAGACUCUGUGCUGGUGGAUCGUAUUGAACGUUAUGAAGAUUCUCUUCUGGUGUACUUGCGUGAGCUUGUAAAGGAUUUGGUCAUGUCCCACUUUCUACGACUCAUUCGAGAGCUGCCAGUGAAGAACCUGAAGCCAGCUGUGGUGAAGAUCUUUGACUUCUAUGAACCAAGUGUCAGUGCUGAGAUAGAGUACUUUGACCCCUGUGCAGCAGCUUGAAGACUGAAAGUAACCCACAAAACCUGAAUGGAUCCCUUUGAUCAAACGGCAAUACAUUUACUACAUUUUCUACUUUGUAUAUUUCUAUUAAAAUUUGAGGAUUUACCUGAGGAUUUAAAUAUGUGAUCAAUACAAUCAUUAUCAUCGGUUUUAACGGUUUUAUCCCUAUCCCUAUAUCCCCUUGACAACAAAAUGCUAGCCAUAAUCAUGGUCAAUUAUAUGGAGUUGAAAUAGCAAAUAGAAUAAUAAUUAUUGAUUACAUGUCUUUAACAGUAUGGUUAAUGAUAAGGCUAACUAACUUUUGCCAUGUCUUCAUCGCUAUAAAAGCAUCAUCUUCAACCAGAUGUAGCACCAUGUAUACUUACAGCAGAAUGUACAGUAUUAGCAAGUUAAAAAGAAAUAAAAUCAGAAUUAAACAAUUA